AGUCCGCCGAGAAAGUCCGGCGGACCUAAAACCCUAACCACAACCAAAUAUCUCAGUCAGACUCAUUCUAAAGUUUGUUUGUUUAAUCCGAGGUUCAAUUUUGGUUCUUCUGGAUCGAAUCUCACUCAGUGAUAUAAUUUUCAGGUGGCAAUAUCACAUUCACAGUUUCAAAUUUCAGAAAGGGGGCCUUUGAUCUUGUUUGGGGUUUGAUCAGGGAGACAAGAAGGCCGAAGUCUAACAUUUGGUGACAUUGUUGUAUAAAAAUGGCAAACAGCAAGUACUUCUUGCUACCUGCAGGAGUCCCUCUCGCAUUAGCCCCCUUCUUAGUACUCUUUGAGCUAAUCUCUUAUUGUUUUCGAGCAUUAAGCUUGGGAAUCCGAUUAUUUGCUAAUAUGAUGGCCGGUCAUAGCCUUGUUAAGAUCUCAAGUGAGUAUGUGAAGUCAUUUGAGGUGGAGGACAAAUUAAUGCCAUCUACAUGGAUUGUUCUACGAAUAGACGGCCGUCAUUUCCACCAAUUCUCUGACAAGCAUGAAUUUAAGAAACCAAACGAUGAGCGAGCUUUGAAACUGAUGAAUGCUUGUGCAGAGGCAAUGUUUGAAGAGUUUCCAGAUUUAGUCUUCUCAUAUGGAGUUAGUGAUGAGUACAGUUUCGUUUUCAAAAAAACAACAGAAUUGUACAAUAGGCGAUCCAGCAAAAUAGUUUCCAUGACUGUUUCUUUUUUCACAUCUGUCUAUGUCAUGAAAUGGAAAGAUUUUUUUCCGGACAAAGAUUUGAAGUCCAUACCUUCUUUUGAUGCUCGUACUGUUUGCUACCCCUCCACUAAGAUUGUUCGAGAUUAUUUGGCAUGGAGACAAGUAGAUUGUCAUAUUAAUAAUCAGUACAACACUUGUUUUUGGAAGCUGAUUGAAUCCGGAAUGACCAAAAGUGAAGCUCAAAAUAGAUUAAAGGGUACUCAAACCCAGCACAAAAAUGAAAUUCUUUUCCAACUUGAGGUAAACCACUCCGAUCUACCCGCCAUAUUUCGUAAAGGAUCCUGCGUGUUCAGGGGCAAGGUCACAGAGUGAAGUACAGUGAAAAUGGACAACCUGUCAAAAGAUCAAGAAAUAAGGUGAUUACUGAUCGUUGUGAUAUUAUCGGAGACGAAUUUUGGAAAGAGCAUGCGAGCAUCCUCGAGGACGAGUAGAAAUCAUCACAUAGUACAUCGAGCACAAGUUCCGUUUCAGAAUCAUCUUGCUCUAUAUUAUAGGAUUCAUUGAUUAUUUUGGUAUUAAUUAUAGAGAUUUUUACAUUCUAGAUUGUCUUAAAAGGGAAUGCUUAACAUGUCAUUGUAAAUGACCAUGUGAAUUCAAAGCUAUGGGGUGAGUUGAUCCACCGGUUAUUUCAAUAAAAAAUAAACAGUAAUUAAAUAUGAAGGUGGAGAGCAGGCAGAAGCGGUUGCAAUUU
Molecule: messenger RNA, 1443 nt
Organism: Papaver somniferum (opium poppy)
Lineage: Eukaryota; Viridiplantae; Streptophyta; Magnoliopsida; Ranunculales; Papaveraceae
Product: tRNA(His) guanylyltransferase 1-like
Exons: 9
Coding region: 264-1064 (266 amino acids)
Biological process (GO): proton motive force-driven ATP synthesis; tRNA modification
Molecular function (GO): proton transmembrane transporter activity; tRNA guanylyltransferase activity; magnesium ion binding
Source: RefSeq, a predicted model, not a curated record